AUGGCAACCAUCACCACCACGCAGAGCGCCUUCACCUUGGCGCUCGCUGAGAGACGCGUGCACGCUCCGGCGCAGAAUUGCUCGCUCCCGAGCGCGCACGAGCAAAACCGGAGUAAAGUGCUGAAGAGACAGCGCUCCAACUCGCCCGAGCUGCUGCGAUGCAAACGACGCCUGAGCUUCAACGGCCUGGGCUACUCCAUUCCGCAGCAACAGCCCGUGGCCGUGGCCCGCCGGAACGAACGGGAGCGGAACCGGGUCAAACAGGUCAACAUGGGAUUCCAGACGCUGCGCCAGCACGUGCCCAACGGGGCCGCCAACAAGAAGAUGAGCAAGGUGGAGACGCUGCGCUCGGCGGUGGAGUACAUCCGAGCUUUGCAGCAGCUUUUGGACGAGCACGACGCGGUGUCGGCGGCCUUCCAGUGCGGCCUGCCCUCGCCCACGCUUUCCAACACCUACUCGGCCGACCCGGAGUCGCCUCACUCCACCUACUCGUCCGACGAGCCUCUGAGCUCCGAGGAGCAGGAGUUGUUGGACUUCACCACCUGGUUCGAUCGCUACUGA
Molecule: messenger RNA, 561 nt
Organism: Nerophis lumbriciformis (worm pipefish)
Lineage: Eukaryota; Metazoa; Chordata; Actinopteri; Syngnathiformes; Syngnathidae
Source: RefSeq, a predicted model, not a curated record